UCCAAGUGUUCUCCACUAUUCACAAAUAUCACUCUUCUCUUCCCACCCUCACCUCUCGACCAUGUCCUGGAUUGUACAAGACAUCCCCGCGCCCACAGCAACAGUAGCAGAAGCAGCAGCUCCUGUAUCGACACUUACAAAACGUUCGAACGCAAAGAGGAAAAAAAACAACACAGCUGCGACCUCUGCUCAGGAGAAUGGCCAGGAUGACUCUCUUACAAAUAACGAAACCGAUACCAAGGAGGAGGACAAAAAGAAGGAACUUUCAAAAUCACAACGCAAGCGUGCUCGUCAUCAGGGAGCUGCUAGCUUGACUGAGGACGAGAAGAACUGGAACAAGGUCUCGCUGUUCGACGUCCCCGCUCUACCAGAGCCUGAGGCCGAUCCUCUGAAGGGUAAGACUGCCAACAAGAAGAACAAGAACAAGGGCAGGGGCAAAAAUAAUAAUGUAGGAGGCAAGAAAUCACAGGGUCAGAUCGUCGUUGCAGACUAUGGAAAGCUAGACGAUUGGGGAUGGACACCUGUUGAGACUGAUGGCAUGAUAAUGGACGAUAUGGAAGGAUUUUUGUGCCUCGAGGAGUUGGACGGUGUGGAGGUGGACUAUGUAGGCACUGAAGAGACAGGAAGGACUGUGGUCUUUAAGCAUGAUCCCAAGACGGCAGCAGCAAAGAAGGGCAAACAUGUCAAACACUCUGAACCACUUGCAGUGAAGGAUAGCGAGGUGUACUACGACAUCGAUACCUUUGACGAGGAUGCUCUAGUGCAGCAGAAGCAACAGGGAGCAGAGGGAUCGCAGGAUGCAGAUACUGACAUGGCCGAGCCUAAGACGGACUUACAGGACAUGGAGGUAGACCCGCAGUCUGCAGAGAAUCAUCCUACCAAGACAGACGCAAAGACCAAGAAAACCAAGGAAAAGAGGGAUCAGAAGACAAAGGACGCUGCCCCUGCAACAGCAGAGUUGAAGGACAGUAAAAGCGAAUCACAGGAAAGUAAUAGCGCCGAGGAGGCAAAGGAUGGGGAGCCCAAAAAGCUGUCCAAGAAGGAGAAGCAACGUCUCAAGGUCGAAGAGCUCAAGGCAAAGCGUGCGGAGGCCAAGGCCGCUAUGGCAUCAUUAAAGGCAGAGGAAGGACCCAAAAAGCCAUAUGAUCCCAUGGAUGGUGUUGAUACAUCAUUCGAUAUCUCUGCGUGGAGCAAUUACAAUUUUGUGCCGAUGGUCCAGAAUGCGCUCAAGAAGCAAAAGUUCACAAAGCCAUCGCCUAUCCAGGAGCAGGCUCUUCCUUUGGGUCUUGCUGGACGCGACGUUGUCGGUGUCGCUGAAACAGGAUCCGGUAAAACAUUGGCAUUCGGUCUUCCAAUUAUUCAAUUCCUUGCACAGCAGGCCUUAGCAGCUGCAGAGAGUAAUACGCCAAUGAAGGAAACCUUGACAGCAUUGAUCUUGACACCCACCCGUGAGUUGGCUAUCCAGGUCAAGGAUCAUUUGGUGGCAUUCACUCAGUUUACAGGACACCAUGUCGUACCCAUUGUUGGAGGCAUGUCUGUCCAGAAGCAGACACGCCAACUGGACCGUAACCCAGCCGUCAUUGUCGCAACACCAGGACGUCUCUGGGAACUGAUCUCGAGUAACCCCACAUAUUCCGGGCGACUGACCCAUGUCCGAUUCUUGGUUCUCGAUGAGGCCGAUCGCAUGCUCGAAUCAGGACACUUUCAGGAACUCUCCAGUAUUCUUAAGCUGCUGGAGCGCAAGCGUGAAAAGACCAGUGAUUGGGAACAACAUAUCAAGGACGACGUUGACAAGUCAGAGGAUGGCACCAUUGUACCAAAGUCGAUUGCCAGGACAGAUUUCGAGCACAACCGUCAGACAUUUAUCUUUACUGCCACGCUCAGCCAGGAGCUCAGUUUGAAUCUGUCCAAAAAGAGAAACCAUGCUAAGUCUGCAGAGCAGGGUUCAGAGGGCUCCAUGGAGGACCUGAUGGAGCGUAUCGAAUUUCAUGAUGAGUCGCCGGCGUUUGUCAAUAUUGUCUCGGACAAGAUCCUGGCGUCCACGUUGCUCGAGGCCAAGAUCGAUUGUUUGACGGCGGAGAAGGAUCUUUACCUGUACUACUUUACGUUGAAGUACCCUGGCCGCACUUUGGUCUUCGUCAACUCGAUCGACGCGAUCCGCCAUCUGGUGCCAAUGAUGCAGUUACUGGGCGUGGAUGCUCUGGGAAUGCACGCGCAGAUGCAGCAGCGCCAGCGUCUCAAGAACUUGGACCGGUUCAAGUCGAACCCGCGCGCUAUCAUGAUUGCUUCUGAUGUAGCUGCUCGUGGUUUGGAUAUUCCCAUGGUUGAUCAUGUCAUCCACUACCAGGUUCCUCGCUCCGGCGAUAUUUACGUCCACCGAAGUGGACGCACGGCUCGUGCGCAGAACGAGGGUAUCUCGCUGUUGAUCUGUGGGCCGGACGAGGUGCAAUUGUAUCGCAAGAUCUGCUUGACCCUGAAGAAGGACAAAGGCAUCGCGGAUUUCCCGAUUGACCGUGGCGUGAUCAAUGAAAUGAAGAAGCCCGUUGCUCUGGCCAAGAAGAUUGAUGAGCAGGAGCAUCGCAUCCAAAAGGCUGCUCAUCAAGACGACUGGAUGCUCAAGUCUGCAGAGGCCAUGGACAUUAUUCUGGACGAGGACAUUUUGAAUGCAGGACCCAAAUCCAAGGACAAGGAUGAGGACAACUCUGCGAUGACAGGGCGCAAGAACAAAAUCAAGGCAAUGCGCGCGGAGCUCAAGGGCAUGUUGCAGAAGCGUCAUAUGCCGCAGGGAGCGAGUGCCAAGUACAUCACCAGUGGCUCCAUCCGCGACCUGGCAGAUCGUCUCCGGAACCAUGAGAACCAUAACCCGUUGAUGCCAGCACAUGUCAAGUCGACGGCUUUAGAGGAUAUUAAGGCGCAAUCUGGAGGCAAAAAGCAUACCAAGGCUCAGUAAAAUAGAGGGAUCAGACGAUACCCGAUAGUACCCUUUUAUUUCAUAGCGCAUCCCACUCACACUUGCAUCUUGUUAGCAUUUUUUUCCUGCACGC
This is a messenger RNA of Gamsiella multidivaricata, 3044 nucleotides long. RefSeq lists its product as uncharacterized. Gene Ontology annotation, molecular function: nucleic acid binding; RNA helicase activity; ATP binding. The record is from RefSeq and is a predicted model, not a curated record. NCBI's taxonomy places the organism in Eukaryota, Fungi, Mortierellomycota, Mortierellomycetes, Mortierellales, Mortierellaceae. The transcript has 5 exons. The coding region runs from base 62 to 2950 and encodes 962 amino acids. Gene Ontology annotation, cellular component: nucleolus.